GCUACACCUCAAAACGACAAUUUUGAACCAACUACUAUAAACAUUAAUAAGUACGUGUUUAUAAUAAAAUUUUUAAAGAAAUUAGACAAAUUCAAACAUAAAUCAACACAGUUCUAUUUCGACAACUAAACAGGACGGUCAUAAGGUCAUUAACUUGAAGUAAACUAUAUGCUUGGAAAAUUUCAGCAAACUAUUGGUACUUUUUCCGUUUCCUGUUUUUGAAUCCAACUUUUUUAAAGAAAUAUUUUUCCAAUGCUCCUCUCUAACUGACAAGAACACCGAGAAAGCAUUUUCAUUCUUGCAAUAUAUGCUUACGUGUACAUAUUUUGAAUAUAAGCUUUACGAGGAUACUCUAAUCUUUAUGUUCUUACUUGGUUUUUUUUUUUCUUGUCCCUUCUGUUAGAUAUCUUUGCGUCGUCUCGCUAAGAGUAUUAAUUUGUGGAGUACAGUUAUAAAGAUCAAUGCCUGCUUGUUAUUCUUCUGAUUGUUUGCCUUUACCUUCCAAAAAUGAAAAGCUUAAGCAUUUUCGGGCUUUCAAUAACGAACGGUCUUGUCCUCAAAGUACCGAACUUAGUUUUCUCAAUCAUGUAUUCCACCAUUUAAGAACUGUUCGAACAAAACGACCACAUUCAUAUCUUCCUUUAUAUAGCUCUCCCUUGAGAAACAGGGUUCCUUAUGAUGAUGAUUCUGUCUUGACUGACUACGAUCAAACUUCUUUAACAUUGAAAGAUCAGUAUCGCGUUUGGCUAUCACUUUCCAAGAAAUCUAUAUACUCCAAUUAUUUUGGUUCCUUUUUGAAUUUUCGCUUGCAAAGCAAACGAAAUACGUUUCGGGGAAGAUUUAUUGGCUCAUAUGAAGAAUCUCUUUUGAACUGUAAAAUGCCUCUUAAUCCUUCUCAAUGCUUUCCUUUUGUAGUCGAUAUUGGUGUUGUGUCUCGGUGUAAAUGUGAAUCUUCAUUGAUAUGUCCUUCUCAUCUAAAGAUGCGGUUUCUGUCUAUUUUUUAUUCAUCUGAUGAUAAUGAUUUUCAGUCACCUUAUGUUGGUCAGUUCUACAUACCUAAGUAUAGAACUCACAAAAAUUCAAAAAGCAAAGCCCCAGCUUACGGAUAUCAAAUUCCUCAAGUCGGUCAGUUACAAGUGAUGAUAAAAAGAUUGGAUGGUACACUCAUUAAAAUCUUUUUGGUACAUUACGAUCUUACUGAUAUGCCUAGUGAGUCAAAAACGUCCCUACGCCAAUUCAUAUAUCUUGAUUUACUUCGUGAUAAUGCAGCGUACUCUUCGACAUCUUUGAGAUAUGGGGUCCAUCUACAGAUUUGCUCUCCUUCUGAUAAUCGCUAUUAUCUAUGUGAAACUCAAAGGGUGAUAUUUUCAGGUUGGUCUUUCCAGAAUUCAAACAAUACAGUAGUGGUUAACAAGCAAACUUAUCCUAAAUAUUGUUCGUGGAAUGAUAUUCCAUUUUCUAUGAAUUUACCAAGAAAAAUUUGACAAGAAAGUAUUCCGAAUGAUUGAAUCCACUUGUAUAAUUUCCUCAUGAUUUUCUUUUUUCUUGGGCCUCUUGCUAUCUGUUUGCCUUCCUGGGAGGGCAUACAAAAUGGUAAAUUUAUGUUAUUUAUUUUUCAUGAUUUAAUUAGUAUAUGUAAGUUUUAUUCUUUAAUUAUAUAGUAUUAUAUAAAAAUUUCAUUUGAACCCAGA
Molecule: messenger RNA, 1691 nt
Organism: Schizosaccharomyces cryophilus OY26
Lineage: Eukaryota; Fungi; Ascomycota; Schizosaccharomycetes; Schizosaccharomycetales; Schizosaccharomycetaceae
Product: chromosome segregation protein
Exons: 1
Coding region: 462-1484 (340 amino acids)
Source: RefSeq, a predicted model, not a curated record